AUGGCCCGGGUGUAUCCGGAGGUGGUUAAUGACUUCCGUGCUGUGGCUGGUGUGGAACAGAGGAGGAUCCUCAUUGUGACCACAGUCUCACCCAUUGGGCGGCACGUUGUGCUCGUUGGGCACCGGUGGUUCUCAGUGAGGCCUAACGUGCUGACUAAUCAUUAUCAACAUGUCUUGGCCAUGGCAUUUGCUGUGAAGGAAAUCAAUGAAAAUCUCCAUAUUUUACCCAAUGUCACCUUGGGCUUGGAUAUCUGGAACAGCUACUUCAAUGCAAGGAAGACCUAUUGUGCCACAGUAGAACUUGUCUCAACCAAGAACAGAUUUCUCCCUAACUACAAGUGUGACAGCAAGAACAAUCCUAUAGCAGUCAUUGGAGGACUUGAACCUGAAACUUCCCACUACGUAGCAACUGUGUUAGCUGUCUACAAAAUUCCACAGAUGGUACCAAGUGAAGCCAAGCAAUACAAGGGGGUUCUCCUCUUAAUUCUGCAUUUCAGGUGGACGUGGAUUGGGGUCAUUGCUGUGGAUGAUGAGCGUGGAGAAAGGUUUCACCAAGCCAUGCUUCCUCUGUUUUAUCAGAACCGCAUCUGUGUGGCCUUCAUAGCAAAAAUCUUACAGGCGACAACUGUAGAUUAUUAUUUUACAAUGAUGCAAUAUGGAUUGGAGAAAUUUGAUGCUGUGAUGGAGAUUGAAGAACCCAUGCUCUGUCCUGAGAAAGAACUCAAUGUUGUUUCCUUUGAAUUUCCUGCCAAUUUUGUGGGCAGCAAAAUGCUUCACUACUUCUUGAGAAGCGUCUCAUUUAAUAACAGUGCUGGGGACAGUAUUUCAUUUGACACUAGUGGAGAGGUAGUCACAGGGUAUGAUAUUAUCAACUGGCUUGCUUUCCCAAAUCAAUCUGUUCUUAAAGUCAAAAUUGGAGAGGUUCAUCCAGGAGCUCCUACAGGCCGAAUGCUUACCAUUAAUGAAGACCACAUCACAUGGAACAGCAGGUUUAACCAGACACAGCCCCUUUCUGUCUGCAGUGCAAGUUGCCAUCCGGGUUAUAGGAAGGAAAUGAAGGAGGGAGAACCAUUCUGCUGCUAUGGCUGCGUUCCUUGUCCAGAGGGAAAAAUUUCCAAUCAGAAGGACUUGGAUGAGUGCUUCACUUGCAGAGAAGAUGAAUACUCAAACAUGGGAAAAAAUCAAUGCAUUCCCAAAGACAUUGUUUUUUUGUCUUAUGGAGAACCGUUGGGGAUCACUUUAGUGACUUUUGUCUUUUCCUUUUCUUUCAUUACUCUUUUGGUGCUAGGAAUCUUUAUAAAACACCACAGCACCCCCAUUGUCAAAGCCAACAACAGGAACCUCACCUAUUCUCUCCUGAUCUGCCUCCUCCUUUGCUUCCUUUGUGCUCUGCUCUUCAUUGGUCAACCGCAUCUGAUGCCCUGUCUCCUCCAACAAACCAUUUUUGGCAUGGUUUUCUCGGUUGCUCUUUCUUGUGUACUUGCAAAAACUAUCAUGGUGGUUUUGGCUUUCCUAAGCAUUCAGCCAGGAAGCAACCUGAGGAGAUGGGUGGGGAAAAGAAUGGGCUAUACAAUUGUGAUUUCCUGUUCCCUUUUCCAAGCACUCAUUUGCUUUGUGUGGCUAGCCACUUCUCCUCCAUUUCUAGAUGCUGACAUGCACUCAGAGGCUGAAGCAGUUGUCCUGGAAUGCAAUGUGGGGUCUGUCACAAUGUUUUACUGUGUCCUGGGCUACAUGGGCUUCCUGGCGAUUGUUAGUUUUGUGGUGGCUUUUUUGGCCAGGAAGUUGCCUGACAAUUUUAAUGAAGCCAAAUUUAUCACUUUCAGUCAACUGGUCUUUUGCAGUGUUUGGCUGUCUUUUGUUCCCACCUACUUGAGCACCAAGGGGAAAUCUAUGGUGGCCGUGGAGAUCUUCUCCAUUUUAGCCUCCAGCGCUGGCCUUCUGGGUUGCAUCUUUGCCCCCAAAUGUUUCAUUAUUGUGCUGCAGCCUGAGUUGAACAUAAGGGAACAGCUGAUAAGAAGAAAGAAGGAGUAA
Heteronotia binoei (common prickly gecko) is the source of this 2031-nucleotide messenger RNA. RefSeq names its product vomeronasal type-2 receptor 26-like. Bases 1 to 2031 code for a protein of 676 amino acids. The record is from RefSeq and is a predicted model, not a curated record. Gene Ontology annotation, cellular component: membrane. The transcript has 8 exons. Gene Ontology annotation, molecular function: G protein-coupled receptor activity. Lineage: Eukaryota; Metazoa; Chordata; Lepidosauria; Squamata; Gekkonidae. Gene Ontology annotation, biological process: G protein-coupled receptor signaling pathway.